Messenger RNA from Etheostoma cragini (Arkansas darter), 2726 nucleotides. It is a transcript of the gene lrch4, whose product is annotated as leucine-rich repeats and calponin homology (CH) domain containing 4. Gene Ontology annotation, molecular function: protein binding. Bases 229 to 2292 code for a protein of 687 amino acids. The record is from RefSeq and is a predicted model, not a curated record. NCBI's taxonomy places the organism in Eukaryota, Metazoa, Chordata, Actinopteri, Perciformes, Percidae. The transcript is spliced from 18 exons.
AAGAUUGACAGCUUGCACCGCUCUCCUUUACUAGUGGAAACGAUAGCACCCGUUGUGUGAGAGACGCAAUCACAACUCGGCAAGUGAUUUCUCUCGGAUUUAAUUUUGUACUUUUCAAAAAAGUUGGGAAGAAACGCACUCAGUUUGGAGUUAAUACCAACCUACGGGGUAUGAAAGUGGAGGGGACGCUACAAACUAAGUAAAAGAGGAGGUAGCCGUGUCCGUUUGAUGGCUGCUGGGGAUGGAGCCCAGCUGCCUGCCACAGUAGCGGCCAGCCGGAGCGUGGAGAAGGCGCUCGAGGAGGCUGCCGCGAGCGGGGCUCUUAACUUGGCCAACCGAAAGCUGAAGGAGUUUCCCCGGAGCGCCAGGAACUACGACCUGUCCGACAUUACACACGCAGAUCUGUCCAAGAACCGCCUGUGUGAGCUGCCGGAGGAGCUUUGUCAGUUCAUCUCUCUGGAAACGCUGAGCCUUUACCACAAUGGGAUGCGUUCACUGUCCCCCAGGCUGGGCAACCUCCAGGCCCUCACCUACCUCAACCUCAGUCGUAAUCUUCUGUCCAGUUUACCCCCGUCAGUGUUUGAGCUUCCCCUCCUGCGAGUGCUCAUAGUCAGCAACAACAAGCUGUGUUCCCUGCCUGCGUCCAUACACUCCCUCACACACCUCCGACAGCUGGAUGUCAGCUGCAAUGAGCUGCAGAGUUUGCCAGCAGAGCUCGGCCAGCUUGAGUGUCUGAGGGACUUAAACCUGCGGAGGAACCAGCUCAGCACUCUGCCUCAAGAAAUAUCGGAGCUCCCCCUUGUCCGGCUCGAUGUGUCCUGCAACCGUGUGUCCCACGUGCCCUUGUGCUACCGUCACCUCCGGCAUCUCCAGAGCAUCCUGCUCGACAACAACCCGCUGCAAAUGCCGCCUGCACAGAUCUGCUCCAAGGGCAAGUACCACAUCUUCAAGUACCUGAAUAUGGAGGCCUGCAAGAGGAACCAGGAGGAGCUGGAGAGACGCCUGCGGCCCACGGGCUUCAGCAGCUGUCUGUCAGACCAGGAGCUGUUUGCAGGUCAGUUUGGAGGGCUGGACUCUGGCUUCAACAGUGUGGACAGUGGCAGCAAGCGGUGGUCUGGGAACGAGUCAGCAGAUGACUUCUCAGAGCGUUCUCUUCGCCUGGCUGAGGGCAGCAGGGAGCAGAAGAACCUGGAGGAGGAAGAUGAAGAGGAGGAUGGAUCUCCUCUGAAUGCUAACAGAGUGAACGGCGAGGGGGCGCAUGUGGACCUGAUGGACAGCGGUGUGGCGGAGGAAGAGGAGGGCGAGAUGACGAUGGACCGGCCCACAGCUGCUCUCCCAGCGCCUCCUCUGGAGCAGAAGGAGAGUUCACUAGCCCAGACCCAGGACUCAGCAGCAUGCAGGUCCAGCCUCCAUGUGGAGGUGGGCCCCCCGUCACCGUCCCCCUCCAGCCCCACCCUGGAGGAGCGGCGACGGCCGGGCACGCUGUUCAUCUGGCAGGAGAGAGAGCGGCUGCAGCAGCAGCAGAGAGACAAGGCCAGUUUGCUGAAGUCCUCCGCCAAAGCAGGAAGUCAUGUGGCCACUACACCGCAGACAGGAAGUAGCUCAGCUGGAACUUCCCCAGAGCACAGCAGCUCCCAGCAUGCCCUGCGGCAGCGAUGCGCUAGUGCUGAACAGAUGGGCACAGUGUUUCCUUCGCCUCUGGUGCAACGCUCCAACAGCAGAACAGAUGAUCCGUCCUCCCCGAAGACGUCCCCGCCCCCCGGUCAGGCCCAGAAACCCAACAGUUUCCUGUUCCGCACGUCGUCCCGCAGCAACGUCAAACCCACAGGCUCGGCCUUCACUCUCGGGGAGUCGGGCAGGAGUGAGUCUCGCACCAUGCUGCGCACCACUAAAGACGAGAGAGUAGAGGUCACACAGCUACGCAAGACUCUGGAGUCUCGGCUGAAGAUCUCUCUACCGGAGGAUCUGGCCGAGGCCUUAUCCAACGGCACGGUCCUCUGCCAGCUGGCCAAUCAGAUCCGACCACGCUCGGUGUCCAUCAUCCACAUCCCCUCCCCGGCAGUGCCAAAGCUGAGCCCCGCGAAGUGUCGCCUCAACGUAGAGAACUUCAUCGCUGCUUGUCGUAAGCUGGGAGUCCCCGAGGACUCCCUGUGUCCCCCACAACUCAUCACAGAGGACGAGGGACUGAGUCGGCUGGCCCAGACUGUCCAAGUGUUGGUGGACCUGGCCGACAGCUCCCAGCGGACCCCCAAACUGGACUGGUGUGGGGCCGCUGGCUCAGCACAGAGCUAGCACAGCGUCGCUGGAUCUGCGAAGAUUUAACAAGAUCACAGCAAAAGAGAUCCAUCUCAAGGCCAGUGUUUGGUUUUAACGUGUUUUAAAGGAUCCAGACAGGUGGUGUCACUUACCCUGGUUGGUUAGACCCUGCUCAGGUUAAAGGGGGGCGGGGCUUAAAUGGGAAUUCAUUAGGUGGCCAAUCUUUUCUACCAUUAAGAAUGACGCUGUCAUUUGUCCCGCCCUAAAGCUAACAAGCGACUCGGGAAGAUGUCAAUCAAUCAGUCGAGACACACCCAGUCCUGAUGGGUCCAAUCAGACGCGUUAACUGAAAACACCUGUGUGCUGGGCCUUGAAAAGUUUAUUUCAUCGACUGUACAGCUAAACAUACCAUGUCCAAAGAUUAAAAUACACGAAAGACAAUAAUAAAAAGAUUUGUAAAUGACUUCAAA